Molecule: messenger RNA, 456 nt
Organism: Humulus lupulus (European hop)
Lineage: Eukaryota; Viridiplantae; Streptophyta; Magnoliopsida; Rosales; Cannabaceae
Exons: 1
Coding region: 1-456 (151 amino acids)
Source: RefSeq, a predicted model, not a curated record
AUGAGUCGUCCUUUAUUCCUUCAUAUUUUGGAUGCUAUACAAAGACAUGAAAAUUACUUCAUCCAGCGAAGGGAUGGAAUGGGUAAACUCAGGUUAUCAGGUUUGCAAAAAGUAACAGCUGUAUUUCGAAUGUUGGCGUAUGGUGUACCAGCAGAUGCUACCGAUGAAUACAUCAAAAUAGGAGAAUCUACAACUAUAGAAAGCUUGAAGCGAUUUUGUCGUGCUGUUGUCGAGGUGUUUGGAGCCCGCUAUCUCCGAUCACCUAACGCUGAUGAUGUUGCAAGACUACUCCACAUUGGUGAACGUCGAGGUUUUCCAGGAAUGUUGGGAAGUUUAGAUUGUAUGCAUUGGAAAUGGAAAAAUUGCCCAACUGCUUGGGGAGGACAAUAUGCCGGUCGUAGUGGGUCCCCAACUAUUAUUCUUGAAGCUGUAGCUGACUAUGAUCUCUGGAUAUGA